AUGACCGCUAAACAAAGAAAAUUUUUAAGUGUUGGUGAAAAAAUUGAAAUUAUCGACACUGCCGAGAAGUUUAAAUUAAGCAUUCGGCAACUCUCAGAAAAAUUCGCCGUUAGUAAAACGCAAGUUGCCGAAAUUUUAAAGAAGAAAAAUGACAUUCGGCGGAAUUUAGCAGAAAACGGAAACCUAGAACGAAAAAAGGCAUUUUCUAGGAGAAAAACUGCUGAUCUGGACAAAAUAACGUAUGAGUGGUUUACGAAAGUGCAACAGGAAAAUAUUCGUAUUUCUGGACGCAUUCUAAAAGAAAAGGCUUUGGAAGUGGCGACACAAUUAGAAAUUCCGUCAUUUAAAGCUUCAAAUGGUUGGCUUGAAAAAUUUUGUCAGCGGUGGAAGAUCACGUUUAAACCAAUUUCUGGUGAAGCCGGACAAGUGGAAAUUAAAGAUGUGACUCAGUGGAAAGAAAAAUUGAAAAAACUGAUUGCUGGAUAUUCUGAAGAAGAUAUUUUCAACGCGCAAGAAACAGGUCUAUUUUUUAGGGCACUACCAGAAAAAACUUUGUCUCUCAAGGGUGAAAAAUGCACUGAUGGCAAAUCUUCCAAAGAACGUCUCACCAUCCUCUUUUGCACUAGUAUGACCGGGGAAAAAAUGAAUCCAGUGGUGAUUGGGCAAUCAAAAAAUCCAAGAUGUUUCAAGGGGUCACAUUUCGAAAAGUUGCCGUUAGAGUGGUAUUUUAAUCACAAAUCGUGGAUGACCAGGGCCAUCAUGAGUGACUGGUUAACAACAUUUGACAGAAAAAUGCAAAGAGCAAAUCGUAAAGUUCUGUUAUUUCUAGAUAAUGCUACAUGGCAUGCCACAACUGUUGAAUUACAAAAUAAGACACCCAACAAGUAG
Messenger RNA from Zophobas morio, 888 nucleotides. RefSeq names its product tigger transposable element-derived protein 6-like. The coding region runs from base 1 to 888 and encodes 295 amino acids. Gene Ontology annotation, cellular component: nucleus. The transcript has 2 exons. NCBI's taxonomy places the organism in Eukaryota, Metazoa, Arthropoda, Insecta, Coleoptera, Tenebrionidae. The record is from RefSeq and is a predicted model, not a curated record. Gene Ontology annotation, molecular function: DNA binding.